Molecule: messenger RNA, 948 nt
Organism: Diaporthe citri
Lineage: Eukaryota; Fungi; Ascomycota; Sordariomycetes; Diaporthales; Diaporthaceae
Exons: 3
Coding region: 1-948 (315 amino acids)
Source: RefSeq, a predicted model, not a curated record
AUGACCAGUGAAUGGAGCAAGACCAUCUACCGGUCAGACGAAGCCGCUUCGCCGAUGGGUUGCAUCCAGCAGUACCAAUAUUGCAAUGCAGAGCACAAAUGUGGAGAGCUCGCAAGCUUCUACGAUGCUAUGAUAACAGCGGCGCCAUUCCUUGGUACUCCCCUGGAUCAGCUUAAAGGUUACGUCAAUGCUUCAGGUCGGACGUCGUCCCAGUUUAUCUGGUUCGAAAGGAUAAUGUACUCCGGCUACGAUCUUGCAUCAUUGAUCAAAAUCAUGCGUACUUCAGCGCUUGCUUCCCGUAGCAGUUAUGCGAUGGGCACUUUUGGCCAGAUUCCCAACAACCAAUGGAAACUUGACGUCACUCACUGGUGGACGGCGCUGCUGGCAGCAAAGCAGACAGCCUUUGUGAGCGUGGCUCGUGGUCCGAGAAACCCAUUAUUGCUUCAGUCUACGGGCUAUCCCGAGAACGAGUAUAUGAAACAAUUAUGCCACAGCCAGAAAGUUCGCAGCACCAAAUACACCUCGUUCAGUCUCUUUGGGUUGUACUUCACCUUCACGACCGGAGCUUUUAUAAUGUUAAUAUCCUACCUUCUCGAGCCAAUCUUCCAAUAUCUGGCACGUCGGCACAAAUACGAAGAGUACAAAUACAUUGAGUGGACCGGCGACGAAACUCUCCAGCUACAGCGCAUGGCGUACCAAGGCCUGGGCUCGGAAGCAUGGUCAGGAUACACAGACUCUGUACCCAAGACUCGGCCAGGAUAUUUCCUGGCGGAUCUACACCUUGCGUACUCGCACGACGAAAACAAAGAGGUUGUAUCAGAUGUACAGAGAAGCGCACAACCCGCCAAUACCCAGUACUACCAUGCGGACCUCUUCAACCUCAGAUUGGGUAGCACUUCCGGAGGUCGUAUCUCCCACAAAUUCCACCCUCUUGGAAAUCCCACCUAG